Brachypodium distachyon (stiff brome) is the source of this 934-nucleotide messenger RNA. Its product is annotated as trafficking protein particle complex subunit 2. Gene Ontology annotation, biological process: endoplasmic reticulum to Golgi vesicle-mediated transport. The record is from RefSeq and is a predicted model, not a curated record. The transcript has 6 exons. Gene Ontology annotation, cellular component: TRAPP complex; cytoplasm; nucleus. NCBI's taxonomy places the organism in Eukaryota, Viridiplantae, Streptophyta, Magnoliopsida, Poales, Poaceae. Bases 224 to 631 code for a protein of 135 amino acids.
CGAUCCACCAGUCCAGCCCCGGCUCGGUCUCUCAACCCCCCGCCACCGCCCAGAUCCUCCGUCGACUACUUCCCCCCGCCGCCCGGAGCUUCGUCCCGCCGGACCAGAGCAGCUCCCCGACGCCAUCCACGUCGCCACUCCGACUCUGCCCGGACAAGAUCUGCUCCUCCCCGACGCCCUCCCGGACCAGUCCAACUCCUCCCCGGCUGCCCAGAUAUCUCAAAUGGCCACUACAGCAUGCUUCGUGAUUGUAAGUAAGAAUGACAUCCCAAUCUAUGAGGCAGAAGUUGGAUCCGCGCCCAAAAAAGAAGAUCUGGCUUAUCACCAUCAGUUCAUCCUGCAUGCUGCGUUAGAUGUUGUUCAGGACCUGGCGUGGACCACAAGUGCAAUGUUCCUGAAGUCAGUUGAUAGAUUCAAUGACCUUGUGGUGUCUGUUUAUGUAACUGCUGGUCAUACUAGAUUCAUGUUGCUUCACGAUUCACGUAGCGAGGAUGGAAUAAAAGGGUUUUUUCAAGAGGUUCAUGAACUUUACAUCAAGAUAUUCCUCAAUCCCCUCUAUCUGCCCGGCUCUCGUAUCGCAUCCUCUCAUUUUGAUACCAAGGUCAGGGCUCUUGCAAGGAAGUAUCUGUAGUGUGCGGUCAUGGAGCUGCACGUCAUGAUGCAGAAGCAGGCCGGCAAAGUACUUUUAUUUUAGCUCCAGUUAAUUUCGCUGUCAUUUGUGCUGCAUCAACUAGGCAGGUGGCAGAAGCGAGAGCAUGCUCUGUUUAUUUUUCUUGGACUCGCGCGUGUGUAAGCGAAUCAUGAGUUUAGAGAAUUUUCUCCUGGUCUGCCUUAAAAGUCAGGCGAUUCAACCUGAAUGGAUUGUGUUGUAGUACAUGGAAAAUCUAUAUACAAAUUAAUCUCCGUAUAGCAUGGAGGCAUUCUAUUGAUUUCA